Rhododendron vialii is the source of this 504-nucleotide messenger RNA. RefSeq names its product inactive protein RESTRICTED TEV MOVEMENT 1-like. The transcript is spliced from 2 exons. Bases 1 to 504 code for a protein of 167 amino acids. Lineage: Eukaryota; Viridiplantae; Streptophyta; Magnoliopsida; Ericales; Ericaceae. The record is from RefSeq and is a predicted model, not a curated record.
AUGGGUACAUUGGGCAAUCCACAUUGGGGAGUAACUUGGGAUGAUAGGGGCAGGACUGGAAUUGCAGGGAUUUUCAUAUCACAUGGAGACAAGAUCCAUUCUCUCCAGUUCCAGUUCGUAGAGAAUGGAUGGAACCUUGGUCCUGUGGAGCUUAAUUAUCCAUCAGAGUCAAUUAUAGGCAUAAGUGGUUACUGUAGCUCCCGCGAGGAGCUGCGAUCUGUGACACUCAAAGGCAAGGGUUACUGCAGCACCCUCUGUGGGCUGCAAUUGGUGACCUCAAUCAACUUCAUUACCAACAAUGCCACUUACGGACCAUUUGGAUGCCCCGCCCUAGACGAUACUGUGUUUGACUUCCAAAUCGGAGGACACAACAAAUUUUGCGGAUUUCAUGGAAAUUUUGCCUUGUAUCUGCAUUCAAUUGGGGUGUAUAUGGAGCCAAUGAUGGCUCUAAGCAAUGUUAACAAUCUUGAGGAAAAGGUGAACAUCAAAACUGAAAAGGCUUAG